UCACAGGGAAAGGAAGCGGGAAAGGAUUAAUCGAAACCUGUUUUGAACUCCCUCUUUCGUCUCUUUCCUCCCCCACUCCCCGAAAACAAAGCUCCACCUUACCCACACAUUUUCUCCCAUUUUCUCACAUUUUCCCUCUCAUUUUUCUCGGCAACCAAUCAAAGCCCCAAACUUUUCGCCUUCUCUCGAAUCUUUCCUCCCAGAGCUCAAAACCUUAGGGUUUCCAAAUGAGACUCCAACGCCGCCACAAUUCGAUACGCUCCAAUUCGCUCGACGCAGAAUGAGUAACGGUAAAGAAGACAACAAUGGCGGCGGCAGCGGCGGAGGAGGAUUCCACAGGGUUACAGCAGAGCGUGACCUAAAGUCGAAUUGGGAAGUAGAUCUUGCGCACAAACUCAAGGACUAUUUGUUAAAGAUUUGCUCCGGCGAGAUUCCAACCGGUAACGACGCUCCUAUUCCGGCCAAUUUCGCUGAAGCUGCUUUACUGCUUCAGGGUUCCGUUCAGGUGUAUAGUCGAAAGGUCGAAUAUCUCUAUUCCUUGGUUUUGCGUGCUUUAGAGUUCCUUUCUCGUAAAAGGCAGGAAGAACAAUUAGAGGGGACACCAGAUCAGCCUCAAGAAAGUGCAGCUGGUUCUAAGAAAGUUGCCGAUGAAGAAAAUGAUUUGUUCUGGGACUUAGAUGAUAUACCAGUGGAAGCAAAUAUCUGCUUAGAUUCUACAUUGGAUAGAGACGCUUCUUUGAAUUGUUUUGUGAAGGCCCCAGCAAAUCUAGUUGUGUUUGAAGGUGAUUGCUUAGAUAGUGGUGGUGAUGCCGGGGAAUUGGAAUCGUAUCUGUUGGCCACCAGUGAUCUUUUUCGAGGCUUCAUUUUAUUAGAUCCGUGUGAUGCAACCGCAGUUCAUGAGUAUUUGGAUGGGGAUAAAGAUGGUAUAGGGAAGAACAGUGCUUAUAGGGGAAGCAUGGCUCACAAAAGCUUCCAGUCUCCUACUAGACACUCUGGGGGAGCUUCUUAUAAGUUAUCCGUUAGAAAGAACCAGGAUGCUAAUAUCAAUCCGUCUCCACUGGUUGGUUGCAGCUUUGACGUUAAUCACUCUGACAUUGGGCCUGAUCCUCCUGCCCCCAAUACAUUUAAUGAUAGCAACAAUGGAUUUGAUAUGGAUUAUAGGCAUUCGGAACCUGGAGACUUUGAUGACUUAGAUGAUGAUGAUGAUCCUUGGAGGCCUUUGAAUCCCCAUGAACCUGGAAAUUUGAAAAUCAAACCUUUUAGAAAAGUUAAAGCUCCUAAAAGGAAUGGGGGUGAGGUUAAGCGUGUAUUGAUAUCAACAUUGUUUCCUCCUGCGAGAUUGCAUGGUAUGAUAAGCCAUGUGAUGCGAUAGGUGGAGCAUAAAGACUAGCACAACAUUUAAGAGAUUCAUUGAACGGGCUAGUUCAAUAAGUUGGAGACAUGACAAACACUUGGAGGCCCAUUACAAAACCAAAUCCAAAUGAAGAGAACCUAGUCACCAUGAUUAAGGUUCUAGAAGAUUUAAGUGGAAUGGCAAAGGGCUUAGCAAGGGGAGUCCAUUUUAAAUUAGCCGAAUUGGGCCUAGGGAAAUAUUUGUGGCCGAAUUGGCCUUGGAAUUGUAUAGGUCCGAAUUGGAUUUGGAAUUAGAAUAGGGAUGCCGAGUUUGGGCCUAGACUUAGAUGAUUAAACG
This is a messenger RNA of Morus notabilis, 1690 nucleotides long. Its product is annotated as condensin-2 complex subunit H2. Gene Ontology annotation, cellular component: condensin complex; nucleus. The record is from RefSeq and is a predicted model, not a curated record. Lineage: Eukaryota; Viridiplantae; Streptophyta; Magnoliopsida; Rosales; Moraceae. Gene Ontology annotation, molecular function: chromatin binding. Gene Ontology annotation, biological process: mitotic sister chromatid separation; meiotic chromosome condensation.